Molecule: messenger RNA, 3358 nt
Organism: Cuscuta europaea
Lineage: Eukaryota; Viridiplantae; Streptophyta; Magnoliopsida; Solanales; Convolvulaceae
Source: the annotation of a GenBank genome assembly
CAAAAUUUUAAGGGUAUAUACGGAAGGCUAUUUUGGCACUCCAAAUUUGUAAUCUUCCUCCGGCAUAUCUUUCCCAAAUUUUCAAUCUGCCCAGCUUAUACGCUGACCCGUUUGUUUACUUGAAUAGGAACCAGUAGAAUUCUACUUGUAUAUGGUUUACUCUCUCCGCCGCCGUGUCGGUUCAGCUACACCCGGGACGGUGGCUCCGAUGAAGCUUGAACAAGACGUGCCAUUGGAAGUUGUGCCUUCGCUAGCAAACUAUACGGCUCAACCACUUGCCUCGGGCGUGGGCGUGGAUGAUCUUGGUCGAGCAAACGUGGAACUUAGCGGGACAUCGGCGAUUGGCGAGUCGUCUGGCGUUAGGAUUGGUGAUAACACGAGAGUUGUUGUGUACAGCAGGAGUAAGAGGUUAAAGACGGCCGCUGAGCCUGAUACAGGACCCGGAUUAUCUGGUCCACCAAUAGGUAUAAGUGAAUGCAGUAGUUGGAUGAGGUCUGGCGGUAAACAUGUCAAAUCUAGUUGGUUGAAUGGAUAUUUGGAUGGUAAAGUCGCGAUCUUGGGCCAGUCUUUAGUGGUGGCUUCUGAUGGUUAUGGAGAGUGCAAUGCUCAGGCAAGGGGUGACGGUGAAGCUAAGAAUAUGGUGGGAAAUAAGGGAAAAUUGGAAAGAUCUUUCAAUGGACAAUGUGAGAAGAAGAGUGAUAUGGUAAAAGUGAAAGUAAAAAAAGAGUCCAAGCUACUGGGAAAGAAUGGCGCCAGCAAAGUACUGCAAAAGCGUUUCACUAGGUCGUCAUUAAAGCUGAAGGUAGAAGUGGCUUCGGAAAUUGAAAGCAUAGACUGCAAAAGGAUUACUGAUACUGAGGUUUUGAAAGCCAAUGGAGACAAGGGCGGUGGAGUCACUGCCUUGGAUACUGGUACAGAGAGGCUAGAGAAGAGAAAUUCUAAGAAGAUCCUUCUAAAACGAAGACCAAGUACUGUUAGAGAGCUGCUUGAGACAGGCUUGCUGGAAGGAUACCCCGUCUUUUACAAGGGAGUUCUGCUGCGCGGAAUAAUCAAAGGUGUUGGAAUUUUGUGCUCUUGUGAGAUGUGCAAUGGAUCCAUAGUUGUUCCUCCUUCUAAGUUUGAGGUUCAUGCAUGUAAGUCAUAUAAGAAGGCAUCAUCACAUAUCUGCCUUGAAAAUGGGAAGAGCCUCCAUGAUGUUGUGAAGGAAUGCAGGAAAUAUGCAUUAAAGACAUUAGAUGAAAUUGUUCGGAGUUUUAUAGGGCCACCUCCUGUACUGGAAACAUCUGUCUGCCAGAACUGCAAGGGGCCAUUCCUUGCAACAUCUGCCGCAAAACAUGUACUAUGUGAUUUGUGCUUGGCUGUUACAAGAUCAGAAGCUGAAGAGGGGACCUCUGAACCAGUUGAUGAAUUAAAUUCAUCUGCAAGCAUCAAAACUGCAGAUUCUUCUGUCAUUAGCAGUACUAAUCCGAGGAAAAAGAGAAAGGCAUCAGAACCAGAAAGUGCUUCUAAUAAACACGGACCAUUUAAAAUGAAGACGGAAGGAGGGAUUUUGAAAAAAUUUUCCCAAUCCAAUUCUGUUAUGAAGCAUGCAAAAAGUUCUACAGCACAUACUCCUGUUCAAACCAAGGACAAGACGAAAAUUACAAAAAAGGCUCAAAAGAUACAUUGUAUAGUCUUUGAGGAGGGCGGUCUGCCUGAUGGAACUGAAUUAAGCUACUAUUCUAAUGGAAAGAGGUUGGUUGGUGGUUAUAAAAAUGGAUCUGGAAUAUUCUGCAAAUGUUGCAACACUCAGGUCAGUCCAUCACAGUUUGAAGCUCAUGCUGGUUGCGCGUCUCGAAAGAAACCCUACAUGUAUAUUUACACUUCUAAUGGAGUGUCUCUCCACGAAUUCGCUAUAUCUCUAUUAAAAGGCCGGAAUAGCUCAGUUAACGACAGCGAUGACUUGUGCAUUGUAUGUGCUGAUGGUGGGAAUCUUGUGCUUUGUGAUGGGUGCCCAAGGUCCUUCCAUAAAGAAUGCGCGCACUUGGAUAGUGUCCCUAGUGGUAAAUGGUUUUGCAAAUACUGUGAGAAUUUGUUCAAGAAACAGAAGUUCGUGCAGUACAAUGAUAAUGCUUUAGCAGCUGGAAGGGUCUCUGGUAUUGAUUCAAUAGAGCAGAUAACAAAACGCUGCAUUCGUAUAGUAAAAAACCCAGAAGAAGUUGAUGUGAUUGCUUGUGUAAUAUGCAGAGGUUAUGAUUAUAGCUGCUCUGGUUUUGGUCCACGCACAGUUAUACUGUGCGAUCAGUGUGAGAAGGAGUAUCACAUUGGUUGCUUGAAACAACAUAAGAUGGCUGAUCUUAAGGAAUUACCCAAAGGGAAAUGGUUCUGUUGCAGUGAUUGCAAAAGGAUAUAUUCGGUACUACAAAAUUUGCUAAGCUCUAGAGAAGAGAAAUUGCCGAACACGUGCUUAGAUACAGUAAGAGCAAAGGGAAUGGGAAAAGGUGUUCAAUCUAUUGGUGAUAUUGAUGUAAGAUGGAGGCUUCUAAGUGGAAAAAUUGCUUCUCCUGAGGUCAGGGCUCUGCUUGCAGAAGCUGUUACAAUUUUCCAUGACUGCUUCGAUCCUAUUGUUGAUUCCGUAUCAGGGCGUGAUUUCAUCCCAUCUAUGGUUUAUGGCCGAAGGAACAUUAGAGGGCAAGACUUUGGAGGCAUGCACUGUGCAGUAUUGACUCUAAACUCAACUGUAGUAUCAGCUGCCACCCUUCGAAUUUUUGGUCAAGAUGCUGCAGAAAUCCCUCUUGUGGCAACUCGAAUUGGUAACCAGGGGAAGGGUUACUUUCAACUCCUGUUUUCCUGUAUAGAGAAGUUGCUUGCUUUUUUGAAUGUGAAAACCUGUGUCCUUCCAGCCGCCUAUGAUGCUAUAUCGAUAUGGACAAAUAAAUUUGGGUUCAAGCAGAUGCCAGCAGACCACCUUGAGGAAUACAGAAAGACUUGCUGGCAGAUGGUUACCUUUAAAGGAUCGUCUAUGCUAGAAAAAAGGGUACCCCAAUGUAGAAUUAUUCGCCCAGAGGCCUCAAACGCUGCGGUGCAGAAACCAAGUACAGUAGUGGAUGAGCUAUAAGUCUUUCUGUGCUAUAGUUUUUUCUUUUUUGAAUUAUAUCAGAUACUUUGUUAUUAUUAUUGUAUUAUUAUUAUCGAUGAGCGUGGUGAUAGUAACUGUUGAUAUCGAGUCUUCGGAGAAUUUAAAAUUAGAAGUACCGGGAAGUGUGUACAUUAGAACAAGAUAUCCGUUUUUCUGCCUUUUAUUCAUGCUUUGUUCAUAGUUAUCAACUUUAUCCUCAUGUAAAUCUUUAACCUCCGGGGCCCACAUGCUCAUUUGAUU